AAGCAGAGAAAUGCGUAAACCAUAUACGUGUUGGUCUUUGUUUGAACAUAAAUCCAAUAAAGUUUUUUUCUUCACAGAGAAAUUAAGCAAUAAUGUAAAAAUCGUAAUUAUUUUUGGUGAUGCAAAUAAUAAAACAGAAUAAAAAAAACGUGCGUAACGAUGAAACAAUUAAAUGUAUAUAAAAUAUUUGUUCAAAAUAAAUAAAAGAAUACACUUCAAUCUAAAGAUGAGAACUGCAAACGCUACACUGGCAGCAGGUUACUUCGGUCUAUUCAAAAUGGUGUGGGCUUCGUUUUUGAGUUGUACCCACAAUUCAAUACGUCACGAGGAUGCAUGCGUGUUUUCAAGAUCUUUAAACAGGGUGUAGUUUACCACAAACGGGACUACUUUACAAGGACAGACGUGGUGGUCAAGAAACAACAGGGGAUUGCAAAACCUGGUGACUGGAAGCUUUACAUAGACAGAUGCACGACAGGGCAACGUUUGGCAUCCAAGUUCAUACGGCAUUUACAAACAAACCACAACUUUUACCAAUACAAGGUACGAUUUGUCAAGCCUAUCGAAGCAAUUAUAGACGAAUGGUCGUCUGUCACAGCCAUUGUAGCUCGUUUUCUGAAAUUCAAACUGGGUAAAGACGAAGCGCUACUUAUCGAGGAACGUCUGCAUGGGAAGUUUGUCACGUUCGUUACAAACUGUGGCUCUGGGAACAAUCGAGAUAUCGCAGUUCUAUCAGCGUUUGCACAUUUUACAUACCAUGAAUCAGGUGGGGAAUUAGUGUUUUGUAACUUGCAAGGAGUAGAGGAUCAAGAUGUGUUCACACUUACCAAUCCAGCCAUUCAUUCAAAAGACGGUACCUAUGGCGACACUGACCUAGGAUCAGAGGGCAUUGACGUCUUCUUUCAACAUCACGUGUGUACCGCCCUGUGCAUUAACCUAUCCAGACCGGACGAUGAUUCUACUGGACCAAUUUCAAACCAAGAACCGCCACCUCCGUACGAAGAGCUCUUUCCUGACGGUCCUCCGCCAGUUCCAUGAACCAACCUGUCCAUUACUUCUGACGAAUGCAAGAAACCAGCACACAUUUUGAAGAGCUUGGCUCUUUCAAGGAGCCAUCUAACAAUAUGCACUGUGCAUAGUAUGCACCGUGGUUGACAGUCAGACUAGUUUGUGUCCACGGCAGUUUAUUUCCUCUAACAAAGUGUGCAAAUUGAUUACUACUGUGUAAAUGACAGUUCGCCCUGAUUUUCACGAACUCGGUCUUAUUCAACGCCGGAAUGAAUUUCCUUUCAGGAAAUGUACAUAGCUUGCAAUACUUUUACAAAUGCUGGGUCAGCUUUACAUUACAUUUAAAUUUACAUAUAUACGUUUCCAGAAAGAAAAUUUAUAUAUA
Messenger RNA from Dreissena polymorpha, 1390 nucleotides. RefSeq names its product alpha-protein kinase vwkA-like. NCBI's taxonomy places the organism in Eukaryota, Metazoa, Mollusca, Bivalvia, Myida, Dreissenidae. Gene Ontology annotation, molecular function: ATP binding; protein serine/threonine kinase activity. The record is from RefSeq and is a predicted model, not a curated record. The transcript is spliced from 3 exons. Gene Ontology annotation, biological process: protein phosphorylation. The coding region runs from base 334 to 1035 and encodes 233 amino acids.